Plasmodium gonderi is the source of this 10671-nucleotide messenger RNA. RefSeq names its product CW-type zinc finger domain-containing protein. Gene Ontology annotation, molecular function: zinc ion binding. The transcript has a single exon. The record is from RefSeq and is a predicted model, not a curated record. The coding region runs from base 1 to 10671 and encodes 3556 amino acids. NCBI's taxonomy places the organism in Eukaryota, Apicomplexa, Aconoidasida, Haemosporida, Plasmodiidae.
AUGAUAAUAAAGAAAAUAGCCAUUGAUGAAAAUGAUAAAUUGAUACAUAACAAAAACAAUUCUUUACAAAAAAUAGAAAAAACAAAAAAGAAAUAUGUCAACUCCAAUUUAAACACUAUUACAAGUCAAAAUUUUAUGAGUAAUGUUGAAAAUGAAAAUUUUCAAUGGGAUCAUAUUAAUAAUGGAGAAGAAAAUACAAAAUUUGAAAAAAAUAACAAAAAAAUAAUAAUGAAUAAUAGUAAUGCAAAUACGGAUUUUUAUACUCCUGAACAAGAUAACUGGGUACAAUGUGACCUAUGCGAAAAAUGGAGAAAAUUACCUGCAAAUAUUGAUAUGAAUAAUUUACCAAAAAAAUGGUAUUGUAAUUUAAAUAAUGACGAGAAAUAUAAUUCUUGUGAUAUUGAAGAAGAGUUACUUAUCUAUAAUAAUGACUUAAGCAAAAAUUCCCUUUCAGGGAAUCUCACUGUUGAUAUUGUUAAUGAGUAUGAAAAGGGUGUGAACACAGAUAAUAUUAUUAACAAAGGUAAUCAUAAUGAUGGUCAUAAUGAUGGUCAUAAUGAUGACCAUAUUGAUGACCAUAAUGAUGGUAAAACCACGUUUAUCUCUUCCACAAUUGACCAAAAUACAUAUUAUGAUGAGAAUGUACAAGAUUAUUUAAGUGACAAAAAAUCAUCCGAUUCGAGAACAUCAUAUACUGAUGCAAAUGAGUUUGUAAUCAGUGAAAAAUCCAAAGGGUUUCAUCGUAAUAGUACUGAUAAGAAUAUAAAAAAUAAUCAGUAUGACCAUAAGAAUUUCAGUAAAUCCGAACUGAAUGGAGAAAUUUUCAUUCAUGGUAAAAAUAACUCAUCAUGUGAAAUUGUUAACAAAUCGGUGUUUCAUUUUGGAAAUGCUAGUAAAACAGAUUGUGUGAAUAUAGUGAAAAAAAAAAAAUAUAUAAGUAAGAGCAGGAGUGUUUAUGACCACAUGAAUGAUGAAAGCUGUUGUAAAAGUCAUGACGACAGCGACGAUGGAAGGAGUUGCAAUUCCCACGACAUGAACACCUUGCAGGAGAGCAUAAACACCAAAUGGAAAAAUGGAAAAAAAGGAAUAAAUCUGUUGAAAAAAACUUAUAAGAAAGGAGAAGAAGUAGGAAGAAUAUCAGGGAGCGAUAACAAAUGUAACGCACGUGUCAAGAAUGCACAGUUCGAUAUGGAUCCUAGUAGUUUUCCAAAGAAUAAGGACUUCACUAAUCCAUUUAUAAAGCAGAAGAAGAAGAAACGGAAGAACAUAAUAACUAGGCACAAAAGAAGCAACAGUGAUGGAAACAUUUACGAGAAAAAAAGAAAUAGAAAUGAAAAUCAUCUGUACAGAACCCAUACAAGUGACACUGAUAUAAACAAAACAGGCAAUGUAAAAAAAUUUAAAAACUAUAAAAAAAAAAUUAAUAAUUCGAUCACCCCAUUUUAUUCAUAUAUGCACUCAAUCAUUAACAUAAAUUUGAAAAAAAAAAUAAACAAACCUAUGAAUGAGGUAAAAAGCCAGAAGAGGAGAAAUAACAAAAAAGGAGUAGAUGUAAAUCAAAACGGAAUUACAACAUACGAAAUGAAGGAGAAAAUAGAAGACGAUAAUAGCAACACUGAUAAGUAUAUCAUCCCAGUUGGUGUGUCAAUGGACAGAAAAAAAAAAAAUAAUUGUAAAAAAAAAAAAUAUAGCGAUACAGAUCAAGAAAUAAAUAACAACACUAUGGGGGAAAAAAAAAGUCAGAAAACUAAAAAUUAUCCUGCUCAGAUGAAACAUGAAGUGGAUGGAAAUGUAAAUUUUAUUAAGCACACGCCAAACGAAAGAGAAGAAGACCAUGGUGAUGAUUAUAUUGCAAUGGACAAACAAAAUAAUGGAUUUCUUCUUCACCAUAGUGAUGUUAUUCUAAAUGAUCGAACGACAUAUGGAAGAAUGCAUGAUUUGAAUAUAAAUCCUACAUACACACCAAAAAAAAAUUAUGAUAUUUAUGAUGAGCAUAAUACCAAUCUCGCUUCAAAUAAAAUGGUGUAUUAUAAUUCACCAAAUAGUAACAAUAAUGACGAAACAGAAGAGGCAAUUAAUUCCUCUGAUGGAGUCAAACGAAUGAACGCAAGUAAUAGUGCAGAAAAUGGAACUAUUACUGGUGCAUCGAAUAAUGUAGUAAAUUGGGUACAAUGUGAAGAUUGUAAAAAAUGGAGAAAAGUGGAUGCACAUAUCAACAUUAGUAUGCUACCGGACGAAUGGUAUUGUUCUCUUAACUUCUGGAGUAAAUAUAACAUUUGUGAAAUGGAAGAAGAAAUACUCAUUGAAGAAAAUGUGAACACAGAAUCUCAGCAAUGUUCUGACAGAAUGCAAGAGGAAGAAGAAAAUCUCCCAAUGUUGAGUUCUUCAUUGUCAGAUAAAAAAAGUGAAAAAAAUGAUAAUAGGUGUCAUAAAAACGAACGAAAUAACAAGAAAAACAUAGCAAAGAUGACCAACAACAAUUCAUGUCAAACCCCAGAUAAACUUAACAAUCAGGGAAAAAGUAAAACAAAGAAAAAGAAUCGAAGUGUUAAUAGCAGAACAAAUAACAACACCGAUGCGAUAAAAAUGAAAGAAAAGAAAAUUUCUUUGUUGAAUAAAUCCAACAAAAAAUCACCCAAAGGAGGUAAUUCAGUUGAGGUAAAUAUAUCAAAUAUAAAUUUGCAGGGUUUAAAAAAUAACAUGCUGAGUGAAUACAUGAUGAUGGACGAUAAUAAAACUUUUCUUUCUUACAUUAAAGAAAAUAAAUUCAUUGAUAAUUUUAAGGAGUACGAGUUUUAUAGCCAUAUGCUGAGAUACAAUUACUCCUUACCCCCAAAUUAUUAUGAUUUAAAAAACCCGUUUUACAAAAUGGAAGGAGUAGAAGAGAAUAAAAGCAGCAACAGUGAUAUAAUGUGUUCAGAUAACAAAGGAGAAAAACAUAUCUUAACGAGAGAAGAGUUAUUUAACAAUUUGCCAGUUUCAACAUGUGUGUCACGCGAAAGGUAUAAUAUGCCAAUACAUUCGUCAUACACAUCUAUGUGCUCACAGGAAGGGAACUUUUUUAAUGAUGGAUUUGUAAAAAACCACAAUAGGAGUAGUAGUAAUAGCCACCUUAUUAUGCAUAAUGAAAAUGAAAAUAAUAAUAAUAAUAAUAAUAAUAAUAAUAAUAAUAAUAAUAAUAAUAAUAAUAAUAAUAAUAAUAAUAAUACUUCAUUUGAGGGGCUAGAAGAGAGAAAAAACAAAUCUAGCAGCCAUUUUCAAGAGGAUGUUAAUAAAUAUUGGCAUUUAUUAAAUGAUGGGAAAUUAAAUUAUUAUUUAAAUAAUGCAAAUAUGUAUAAAAUGUUUCAUUAUUUGCCAAAAUAUGAUUACUGCAAAUAUUACAACACGAUUGAUAGUCAAAUUAAUGAGGAAGAAUUAAUGAACAAGAAAAAAAAAACCCUUUUGGAAAAAAAUAGAAAUAUGGAGAACAGCACUAAUACUAGUUUUUCAUAUUGUCCUUCCAUUUGUUUAGAUGAAUAUAAGAUGAAGAGAUCCAAUUCUCACAAUUUGGUAUGGGAUAGUGGAAACGAGGUCUAUACCAAUUCCACACUAGUGAAACAGGAGUUAGAAAAAAAUUACCUUUCUGACGGUAUCCUACAAAUAAAGAAAAACAAAAGAAGAAAGUUCAUUAAAAAGAAUCGUGAUUGUAAUAAUUACAUGGAACAAAAAUCGAAAGCAUCUCAAUUUUUACAUUUUAACAAAGAUAAUAAUAAUAAUGAGCAUGAGGAUGAUGAUUUUUAUUCCUUAAAUAAUGAUAACUCCACGAGUAAUUAUAAAUUUAUAAAAAGUGAAUGCAGGUCAUCAUCAUACCCUGUGGUUGUAGAACCGAAACAUUAUGAGAAAAAUAUCGUAAGAUAUAAUUCGCAUCAAAAAAGAAAAAUUCAGUACAUGAUAAAAAAUUUAUAUAAAACAAAUACUCCUUUGCAUAAUUACAAAGGGGAUAAUAGUACUAGUGGUGGUUCUAGCACCACACAUCGAGAUGUACUAAUGGAAAAUCAUAGGGAAGAUGAUGAUAUGAAUGAGAAUGAUAAAGAACAGAAAGAGAACAAUAAAGAAGGUUAUAAUAACAUCAAACUUUGUGAUCUACUAGUUAAGAGGAUGCAAAUGGAUGAUAACUACAAAGGUACAAUUAUUAAUAGAAAUAUAAAUUUAGAAGUACCAUAUAUCAAAAUCUCAGAUAAAGGAGUCUUAGAUUCGAAAUGUACUACUGUUCAGGAAGGGGAGGAGGGGGAAGGUCAUAAUUAUGAGGAUACAUAUUUGCAUACUCAUGUGAAUAAUGAAAAUGAAUCUGUCAGUAGAGGGGAAAAAUCUCUAUUUGUUGGAAAAACUAACAUGGAUGGUAAUUAUGAAACAUAUUUUGAGAAUUCCCUUCAGAACGAAAAAAAACAUGAACUAAGUCAAAUGUAUUGCAAUAGCACGAUUAACAACAAAAGGAAUAAUGAUUCCUAUGAUCCAAAUAUUAGUUCUAUUGCUACUUAUCAUUUUAAUGAUGAAGACAUGGAUAGAAAAAUUGUAUCUCAUUAUCUACGUCACAAUAAUAUUGAUAAAAUAAUUGGAGGGAAAGAAGGAGACUUAAAUUGUCAUACCUCUAUUGUCGACAUGAACAGACCAAUUUGGGAAAAUGAUCUAAAUAGUACAUUUAUUGAUAAUAUUCAAAGAUUGCCAAGUGACACGAAGAAGAGUGCUAUUCUUGAUGGUGGAAGUAGCACAAUUUUUAAAAGUGAAGAAAAAAUAAUGUGUAAAUACAGGGAUGACUCAAAAAUUCAGGAACAGCAAGAAGGGGAUAAUAGAUUGACUGAUCUGUAUUCAAAGAAUUAUAUAGACGAAAGAAAUUAUGACAGUAUUUUGCUGCGAACGAAGAAAAGUAAAUCUUUAAGCAAGUUAGAAGAAUCGCCUCAUUAUUUUUUUCCCUUGGAUAGAAAUCAGCGUAAUUUUCUCAUAAAUAAUAGUGCUAAUAAUAACAGUAGUAAUAGUAAUAAUAAUAGCAGUAGUAAUAAUAAUAGCAGUAGUAAUAAUAAUAGCAGUAGUAAUAAUAAUAAUAAUAGCAAUAACAAUAGUAGUAAUAAUAACAGACCCCAAAACAGCCCAUGUAAUAGAACAAAUUUCGAAGACUACGCCGAUUUACAUCGAGAUGACAUUGCUAAUGGUGAAGUUGGUGCAAAUAUCUCGGGUAUGCAUUUAGAGAAUCUUAUGAGAGACAAUUUCAUAAGUAAAUAUUAUGCCAAAUUGAAAAAUGAAAAAAUUGAUACAUAUAUUAAGAACGAUUUUAACACAUUAUUAACUUCAGAUGACUAUAUUAAACUUGGAGAAUACCUAAAACGAGGUAGAGGAGGAAGUCAUACUAAUCACUUUGAAUAUAUUUCCAUGAAAACUGAUAGUAAAGAGGAAAAAAGUAUUCAUAACAGAAAUGCAAUUACUUCAACCCAUGAUAACUCCAUUUUAAGAAACAUUUACUUUAACAGCUUACCUAACUUUUAUUCACUUAAUAAAUUAAUGACAAGAAUUCCUCUGAGCCAUGAAAUGAGUGAAAGUAAUUACACCCACACCGAGACUGACGUGGGAAUAAUUGGACCUACUGGAAUUACAAAUGUAUUCUCAGGAAUGGUAAAAAACGAUGAUGACGUUAGUAAUAAUAACAAUAAACAGAGCAAGAGGCACACUCAAGCAAAUUCGCAGAAGAAUUCCAUAAAGGGUUCAAAGAUUUUGUGCAGAAGUGAGACAAACUCGAAAAGCCCAUCUAAGCACGUGGGAAACAGUAAAAAAGGUAGCGAAAAAAGUAACGAAAAAAGUAACGAAAAUAAAGGUAAAAAUGCAAAACUGAAAGGUAUCCACGUGGAUACACUGAGAAGCGAUAGUGUUGUAUGUGUUACCAGCAAACGAAUUCCUGAUCGGGGAGAGGAAAAGGAGAAAAACGAAAAAAUUGGGAAAGGCAAAAAGGUAGAGAGAAACGAGAAGGGAGAUAAGAAUGAUAGACAUGACAAGCACGUCCAAAAUGAUAGAAAUGAUAAACGCGCCCCAAAUGAUAGACAUGAGAAGCACGACGUGCAAGAUAACAACGAGUAUGUGACAUUCACAAUGGAUUACAACGAAAAUAAAAAUAUCAUCAAGGAACUUAUUAGGAAUCGAGCCAAUCUGUUAUCCGUAUGGACCCCAAGAGGGAGUGUAUCAUCAUCUUCAUUACAUGAGAAGUUAUUAUCACAUGGUAACAGCACGAAUAAGAGGGAAUCGUACAAGGGAGACCGAAUAAAAACAACCAUACUGAAUGCAAAGAAUUUGAAGAAACACAUCUUAAGUAACCGUGUCAUCAUAUAUUCUAAAGGUGGAGUAUCCCUAGCAUAUAAUGUAGAUGAAAUAAAUAAAAAUAGUAUUUUUUUUUACAGCAAUGAAGAAAGCAGUCUUAACAAUAAUGCAAAUAAUGGAACAAGUACCAUUAACAGUGCUGUCAGUAAUGCGACCAUUAAUAAUAACAGCAAUAACAACAAUAGCAGUAGUAAUAAAAGCAAAAAAACUCACGAUGAUGUUAAUAAAGAUUUGCUGAAUGAUAUUGAGAACAAUAAUAUAUACUUCAAUUAUGCGCAUAAUAUAAAUUUUAAUGAAAUGAAGAAUAACGAUUCCAAUAAAGUAAAAAAAGUUACGACUUCUGUUUUUUCUUAUGAUUACAAAAAAAUUAUUAACGAAAUUAGUCUUUUCAAUGAUAACAUAAAAUAUCAGAUACCUCAUUUGAAAUAUAAAUUCAAAAAAUAUGUUCACGUUCAGGAUGAUAGUAAUCCUAACAAGAAAAAGAGCAACGCUAACGAUUCUGACAAAAAUGAAACUACGAUUUUUUCUUCCCAGGUCCAGAACCAUGCAAAUGUAAUUGAUGACACAUUGCAAAUACAAAGUAGCAAUGAUAUCCACACGUUGAUUCCACAUACCAGUACUGAUAAGAAAAAUAAGGGAAAAAAAAAUUCUCCUAAAAACAAGGUAGAAGAAUCAUCACCCAUAGGAGCAGCAUCAGAUGAUUACUUAAAAAAAUACGCACAGAAGAACAAUAACCUAGAUCACAAUCAGAAGAAUCUAAAACAGAUUACUAUGAAUAAAGCACAAAAAGGACGUACGAAUGAAUUGCUACUAAAAGAAGAAGAAAAAAAAAUGAGAAAAAACAAACCUUCUGAGUUCCCACUAAAUAAUAAGAAAUCAUUUUCAUUUGAUGUCCAAAAUGAAUCAUGCAUCAUGGGGGAAGAAGAAAAUGCAAAUGAAAAAAAUAAUAACAACGAUUUGAUUAUUUCUUCACUCAAAGAGCGCCAUUAUUACAGUGUCAAGGAUAGGAAGAAGUAUGACGAACAGAUUAAAAAUUGCAACGUGGAUAAUAAUGCACCCGCUACAUAUGCAAAUCCAAAUGUAAGGGAAAAUAUUAUAGAAUCAUUUCAAAAUGGUGAAUGUAUAGAGAAGAAACCAGAAAAUGUCAUGAUUAGUCAUAUCAAAUCGAAGAAGAAAGGUAGUAACAAAAGUAAUACUUACAUCGAUAGAAACGGAAUCAAUAGCGAGGCAGUAGCAAUAGUUGACCGAUUUCACAAAAAGAAGAAAGAAAAUGGAAAGGCCAAAAAAAAAACGACACCAAAAAAUUCUGAAAAAAAAAACAAAUUAGAUCAAGUAAAUGUUCUAACAAAUGUUUUAGCAAAUGAAAUUGAUAACACUCUGGUGAAUCAGCCCCUUCCAAAUGAACUGCGUACAAACGUGAAAGAGUACAAAAUUGAAUCACCGAAGAAGAAGCAGAAACCAUAUUCUUCCAACUGCAAUGAGCAAAGUGACAGAGAUGGAAAAAAGAAGAAAAAGGAUGAAGAACAAGAAGCUGAAGAAAUGGAAGAAAAGAAAAAACAACAUGAUGAGGAAAUGAUGAUUAAUAGGAGUGAGAAAAAUGCAAAGAAUGAUGAUGGGCAGUACUCCAAUUUCGAGGAAGAAGAUGAAGCAACGCAUAUGCCAGAAGAGGAGGAUAUAUGUACCGAGGAAAACCCGGGUAUUAAAAGGGAGGAAAAGAAUAACACUAGCAAUGAUAAUUAUAAAAACGAUGAGAAUAGCAGUAAUAAUAACAAUGACAAUGGUAAUAGUAAUGACAAUAGUAAUGACAAUAGUAAUGACAAUAGUAAUGACAAUAGUAAUAGUAAUGACAAUAGUAAUGACAAUAGUAAUAAUGAGCGAGAGAAACGAAUGAACAAAAUGGGAAAGAAUCAAGUAGCAGAUAUCUGUAGCUUUCCUUUAGCCUCCUUCAAAGCACGUGGUAGUAUUGAAAAGGAUGAUUUUGAACAAGAUCGAAAGAAGACACAGAAUGGAGACAGUGAGUACGUCUAUGAUGAUAAUGCAACAAGUGAUACCAUCACAAAUGCAUAUGUGAAAAAAAUAAAGAUGCACGAUCUGAACAAGGGCAAGUGCUCCUAUGACAAGGGUAAUAAAAAAAAUUCUAUUUACACAUCACGUAAAUUAGGAGCAGGUAAAAAAAACAUUAAGGAUAAGGAAGAAAAAGAAGAAAAGUCGAUAGAUAAUGAUUUAAAAGAUAUAGAUGAAGAAAACAGUCUUGGAAUCGAAAAUUCUCAGUACAGUGGAAAAAUAAAUGGAAAGAACGACACAAAUCAGGUGUCAACUAAAGUGGAAAAACAACUCAACCUGGAUAAUAAAACAAGAGAGAAGAAAUUAAGAUGUACUAAAAAUCAUGAUGACCGUAAUGAUGAAUGUAUAGUUAAUGACAAAUAUAGUGAUAAGGGAAGAGAAGAAGAAGAAAGAAGAGAUGAAGAAAGGAACAAAGUUGUAGAUAAAAAAAUACGCAAUAACAAAGGAGUCGAAAUGGAUACGCCUUGCCAUAUGGAGGAUUAUAACAAUAUUUCAAAAAGUGCAAAAGUUCACAAAGGAGAAAAUAAUAUUAAUAAUAUGCACCAUACCAAGGGUCCGAAUCGUAAACGUAAAAUCGAUCAACAUUUAAAAUAUGGUAGCCGAACAAACAGCACGGAAAGAAAAGAAUUGUGUAUUCAAAAAAAUGAGAAAAAAGAUGAUCAUAUACAUAAUUCUUUUGAUAAUCAUCAUGUUCGAAAUGAGGAGCCACAGAACAAGAAGGAGAAACAUACACAUUAUAAUUUCGACAAAACAUCAGAUAGAUAUUAUUAUGAAAAUUACAGAAAAGAAGUAGAAAAUGAAUGUAUACCUAGAUCAUCCAAAAGGAAAGAGCAGGAGGAAGUGGAUGAAUCUUUUAUGAUGAAGACAGAUGCUGGAUACAUGAAUGAAAAAGAAAUAGAACGAACUCAGAAACAAAAAGGGAGUAGCGAAGAUGAUCCUAUUAGACCCUGCUUCAAGAAGAGAGCCAAGACACAUGAUUACAAGGAUGCCCAAGAUGAUUACCAAGGAAGACGACAACACAGCUUUAAAGGUAGUGAUUUAAACGGUAGUUAUAACCAUAGUGAAAGCAAAUCAAGUUUGAAUAACGAUCGGGCCAUUAGAACUUCAUGCACUACUGCCUCUAUGGAUGAGAAGUACGGCUAUAGGAACAGUGAUAGGAACAGCGAUAGGAACAGCGAUAGGCAUAGUGACAAGCAUAGCCAUAGGAACAGUGAUAGGCAUAGCCAUAGGAACAGUGAUAGGCAUAGCCAUAGGAACAGUGAUAAAAACCUUGACAAAGGUGAGAAAUAUAAAAAUUAUCAGCCGACGUAUGACGAAAGGGGCGAUAGAGGAUACAGCAGGUAUAACGGAAAACACAAGUUGAGGUACGACGAGGAGGAAGCAGGUAGUAGUAAUAGGUAUGAUAAAUAUGCAAGGUAUGAAACGCAUGGAAGAUACGAAAAAAACUACGAUAGACAAAGUUAUAGCAAUUGGCAUGCCCGUGGUGAGAAACAUGACAGGUACUACAAUAAUGUACACGAAUAUGAAGAGAAAAAUGCAAAGAGAGUGGAGGAACAUUUUAAAAAUGUAAAUUAUGAGAACAGACAUGUUCUUAACUCUAGCAGUCGAAAAAAUAGUAGCCACAGCCCUAUUAACAGAAACAGCCACCAUUCGGAGGACAAAGAAAAAGGGUUCUUAAAUAGGAAUUAUAAAAGAGAAAGGAAGGAAUGGGAUCAAUGGGAUCAACGGGAACAACGAGAGAAAGGCGAAGAAAGAGGAGAAGAAAAGGAAAAGAAUUAUUCAAAACAUACAGAAAAAAAAAACAAGUAUGGUUAUAUGAAAAGCGAUUACAAAGGUAGAUACGUGGACAGAGACAAGGAUGAUGAAUGUUAUAGCAGAAAGAAAAAACAGAAUAAUCAUGAGCUUGAAGAGAAUGACCAAAACCAUUUUAUGGACAAUCACAAUCGCUAUAGUAGAUCGGGUGACAAUCAUCAUCAUCAUAAUAAUAGUCGCCAUGACAGCAAUCAUUACGACAAACAUUACGACAAGAAUUAUGACAAGCAUUACGACAAACAUUACGACAAGAAUUAUGACAAGCAUUACGACAAACAUUACGACAAGAAUUAUGACAAGAAUUAUGACAAGAAUUAUGACAAGCAUUACGACAAGCAUUAUGAUAACCGUUACAAUAAUCAUCAUCAUAGCAAUUAUCAUUAUCAUCGCCCAGGAGAUUUUAGCAGGAAAUUUACAAACAAAAGUUAUAAAUAUAACCAUUUCCAUGAGGGAUAG